GGAGCAGCACUGCGCAUGCGCGGAGCGCCACCCUUGUGCCGUGUGCCUGGCCUCCAGUUAGCAAGUCGGCACUUGGGAAGCGCCGCUCUGCCCGAUGGAAAAGCACUAAAUAUCCGCCCACCGGAGCCCGUUGGAAACUCCCGCAAGACUUGGCGGUGCCCCACAAUGCAAAAAGCUUGACUGAAAGGUUAGCGUGAUGGAAGCUAGCAGCAUCAUCGAUGUGCUCAACAAGAAGCUGGCCUUCCUCUCCGGCGGGAAAGAUCGUCGCAGCGGUCUGAUCCUCAGCAUCCCGCUGGGCUGCGACCAGACCAGCAUGGACGAGCUCAGCGACACGCUGGACUAUCUGCUCGGAAUUCCCAGCGAGAAGUGCAAGGCACGAGGCUUCACCGUCAUCGUGGACGGACGGCGCUCGCAGUGGAACACGGUCAAGACGGUGGUGCUCAUGCUGCAGAACGUGAUCCCGGCCGAGGUGUCGCUGGUGUGCGUGGUCAAGCCCGACGAGUUUUGGGACAAGAAGGUCACGCACUUCUGCUUCUGGAAGGAGAAGGACCGGCUGGGCUUCGAGGUGAUCCUGGUUUCGGCCAAUAAGCUGACUCGCUACAUCGAGCCCUCGCAGCUGACCUGCGACUUCGGAGGGACUUUGGACUACGACCACGGCGACUGGCUCGGCAAGAGACUGGUCUUUGAGAAGUUCACCAAGGAGUCCACCUCGCUGCUAGACCAGCUGUCCAUCAUCAACGACAGCGACAAGAGCGCCCCCCUGGACAAGUACGCACUCGUGCGCGCGUGCACGUGCGACCGCGCGCCACUCAUGCGUGUGUAUGUGCGCAGGUCAGCUGAUGUCCUCCUCCCGUCAUUUGACCCGGAGACGGUUCUCCAGACGGGUCACGAGUUGCUGUCGGAACUGCAGCAGCGGCGCUUUGACGUCUCGGAGGGUGGAGGAGGUGGGGGAGGCGGCCAAGGAGCGCCGGCGUGGCGUCCGAUGGAGGAGGAGCUUCUGGCUCAGCCUCAGGUGGUGAAGCUUCUGGACUCGCUGAGGGAGAAGUACACACGCUACCAGGAAGUCUGCCGCCAGCGCAGCAAGCGCUCGCAGAUACACGACGUGCACGCCAAAGUCAUGCAGGUGGUGACAUGGCUGCAGGGUCCGGGCUCGGAGCUGCUGAAGACUCACCGGGCCAUUGGCGACUCCAUGCGGGCGGCGCAGGCGCUGCAGCAGAAGCACGAGGAGAUCGAGAGCCAGCACAGCGAAUGGUUUGCCGUGUACGUGGAGCUGAACCAGCAGAUCGCCGUCCUCCUCGGCGGUGGCGACGAGGACGACGAGGAGGCCGGCGAGCUGAAGGCGCUGCAGCGGCAGCUGAGCGACGUGUGCUACCAGCAGGCGGCGCAGCUGGAGACUCGGCAGAACGUCCUGCAGGCUGCGCACGCAUUCCACGCCGCCGCGCAGGAGCUGUCCCAGCAGCUGGACGCCCUCCUGGGCACGCUCUGCGCCGACGUGGCCCCGGCGGACGGCUCGCAGAUCCAACACGGCCUCAAGCUGCUGGAGGAGAAGCUGCGCAGCGUCGAGGCGGGGCUGGCGUCGCUGCGCCAGAAGGGGGCGCUGCUGCUGGAACGCACCUGCGCCGACGAGGGCGAGGUGGCAGAUGAGCAGCGGGACAACGUGGGGCAGAUCCGCGACGUCAUGGACGACAUGCAAAUGAGGAAACAGAGGUGCGAGGACAUGGUGGACGUGCGGCGUCUGAAGAUGCUGCAGAUGGUUCAGCUGUUCAAAUGCGAAGAAGACGCCUCACAGGCUGUGGAUUGGCUGUGUGAGCUGCUGGACGCGCUGCUGAAGACGCACGUGCGACUCGGGGACGACGCCCGCGACACCAAAGCCUUGAUGGACAAACACAGGAAGUUUGUGGACGUGGCGCAGAGCACCUACGACUACGGACGGCAGCUGCUGCAGGCCACGGUGGUGCUGUGCCAGUCGCUGCGCUGCGCCGCCCGCUCCUCCGGCGACACGCUGCCCCGACUCAACCGCGUGUGGAAGCAGUUUGCCGUCAGCGCCGACGAGCGACAGCAUCGGCUGCAGCUCGCCCUGGCCUUCCACCGGCGCGCCGACGCGGUCAGCCAAUGCAAAGCUGCUGCUUUCUGUCCGUCCGUCUUUGCUCCAAUACUCACCCAAAUGGGCCGCGCGUUUCAGGUGUUGGAGGACGAGCGCGCCGAGGCCGAGUCUCUGGACGAGGCGGACGCUUCAGCCAAAGCUCUGCUGGACAGACUCGGCAUGCCCGUCAUCUUCCCCGAUGGGAGCGAGCAACGUUUCGGCAGCUCGGGCAGCGACGCGGCGGCGGCCGAGCGCGUGCGAGAGCGCCUCCUGCUGGUGGAGGAGCGUCGGCUGCAGCUUCAGGAGGCGGAGGUGGGCGGCGAGCCCCGCCCGCACGACGAGUCGCUUCACGCCACCCUCGACGUCAUCGGCGAGGAGCCGGGAGAGAAGGAGGCUGAGGACGAGGAGCAAGAGGAGCAAGAGGAGCAAGAGGAGGCCGACUCCCGGGAGGAGGACAUGCUCCAAUGCUGAGAGAAUUGUUGGGCCUGCCUGGCUGGCUGUGGCUAACGGUUGCAUUGCUUUUUUUCUAACAUAACGUGGGGAUUGGAGACAUUUUUCCCAGCAUGCUCCUGGUUCCCGCCCCGCCCCUCCUGUGCUCGCCAAAACCAAAUAAUUUAUUUCACAUUUUCUUUUUCCCAAGAAAACGCUUCCACCAUCCAUGCCUCCUCUCCCCAAUUAAAUGUCCAUGACAUCGUCCAAAUAAACUUUUUCAAGUUUCAAA
Syngnathus acus (greater pipefish) is the source of this 2804-nucleotide messenger RNA. It is a transcript of the gene sestd1, whose product is annotated as SEC14 and spectrin domains 1. NCBI's taxonomy places the organism in Eukaryota, Metazoa, Chordata, Actinopteri, Syngnathiformes, Syngnathidae. The record is from RefSeq and is a predicted model, not a curated record. The coding region runs from base 197 to 2554 and encodes 785 amino acids. The transcript has 17 exons.